UCUUGUUGUUUUCUGUCUCUCUCUCUCUUUCGUACUUCGCAAAAGCUGCUUUAUAAGAUAGCUGGUACCACCCGCUGCAGUCACUCGGAUUUCGUAUCCGUCAGCUAUUCCUGAAGACAAAGAGUUGAGGAACCUCGCGGCAAAGCCCAUCACGACAGGCAAGAUGGUCAACUCAAAGGGCGUGGUGUACUCAGUGGUCGUGGUAGUCUGCAUGGUCAUGGUGUACAGCGUCCUACCGGUGGUCCAGGGAAAGGCCGUCGCCAAGGCUAGCGAGGGCCCGAGUGGCUUCGACUUCACUCAUUUCUUGAUGCCGCCGCUUCCAAGCGAGGACUGCGUCGGCGUCGUGUCGGCCCCGGGUGGUGGCUCCACCUUGGUCCCCGACCCCAACGACUGUACGAAGUACUCCGUGUGCACGGACACCUUCAGCACCAAGAUCACCUGCCCACCGGGACAGCACUUCAGCGUGGUCGACAACAGGUGCACGGCCCCGGAGGAUGCCGGUUGUGAUCCCGCCUUCGCUGCCACCGCUGCUGCUGCUCCUGCUGAUGCCACCGAAGCAGCCGUCGACGUAGAAGCGGAGUCAGCUGCCUCCGAGGUCUGAGAAGUCCGGUCCACUCUUGACCCUGUCUGCGGAGGACAAGUGUGGCGCUCGCUGUAGUAAACGGAGACGUUGUUCCCGCUAGCUCGUCCGCGGUCCCUGCGAAAUAAAUAUUUGAAGGUCGCUGUGAGAAACGGAUAGAUUCGAACCCCCGUCAAAAAAUAAACCUACAAUAAGUAAGUGCACCUAAUAAAGUACGAUAAGACAGUGCGA
Dermacentor silvarum is the source of this 811-nucleotide messenger RNA. RefSeq lists its product as uncharacterized. Gene Ontology annotation, molecular function: chitin binding. The coding region runs from base 164 to 601 and encodes 145 amino acids. Gene Ontology annotation, cellular component: extracellular region. The record is from RefSeq and is a predicted model, not a curated record. Lineage: Eukaryota; Metazoa; Arthropoda; Arachnida; Ixodida; Ixodidae. The transcript is spliced from 3 exons.